Messenger RNA from Acanthoscelides obtectus, 984 nucleotides. The record is from the annotation of a GenBank genome assembly. NCBI's taxonomy places the organism in Eukaryota, Metazoa, Arthropoda, Insecta, Coleoptera, Chrysomelidae.
AUGAUCCACCGCGAAGUAGCCGAUGGUCUAGAGCGUCUUUGGAACGUAAGAGUAAACUGCAUAUGGGAAGCCGAUGAAAGUAGUCGCCAUGGAGAGGUUUAUAUAUUCGACCAUGUAUUUAAUCAGGAAUGUACAAAUUCAGAUGUAUAUGGAUCUGUAGUAAAACCUUUAGUCGAUUCCUUCAUGGAAGGUUUCAAUGCCACAAUAUUUGCAUAUGGCCAAACAUCUUCUGGCAAAACACACACCAUUUUGGGCAAUAAAACAGAUCCUGGGCUUUUCCAAUUAGUAUCCAAUCAGUUAUUCCAGCAUGUGGCAGACCAGGUUGAUAAGAGGUACUUGAUUAGAUGCAGUUAUAUUGAAAUCUACAAUGAAAAGAUCAAUGACCUCCUGGAUAAGAGCAAUCAGGGUUUAACUAGAGAAGAUAUCAAAGGAAAUGUGCUGCUUGAUGCAAGGGAAGCUGUCGUAGACAAUGUUGAUAAAGUUAUGGAGAACAUGAUGCAGGGCAAUAAGAUCAGACGAGUUGCAGCUACUCGCAUGAAUGAGAGGUCAUCUCGAUCACACACGAUUUUCCGGAUUAUUCUGGAGUCGAAAGAUGCCAAUCAGAAAGAUGGACCUGUACAUAUAAGCUACCUUAACUUAAUGGACUUAGCUGGUUCUGAGAGAGUUUCUCUGACGAAAGCUGCUGGUGAGCGUCUUAAAGAGGGGGCUAACAUAAACAAAUCUUUGUCAGUAUUAGGAAAUGUGAUAAGGCAACUAAGCGAGGGGAAGGAGUUUAUCAGUUAUCGCGAUUCGAAAUUGACUAGACUGCUCUCACAGGCUCUUGGCGGUAAUGCCAAAUCAUUGAUUAUCGGGAAUGUUACUUUAGCUGCAGAGGAGACUAGAUCUACACCAGAAUUCGCCCAAAGCACUAAAACUGUCAAAAAUAAAACGAAAGUAAACAUCUUGUCAGCUACAGAAGAGCACUUCAAGGAUAUCAGAACUUGA